Molecule: messenger RNA, 1104 nt
Organism: Camellia sinensis
Lineage: Eukaryota; Viridiplantae; Streptophyta; Magnoliopsida; Ericales; Theaceae
Source: RefSeq, a predicted model, not a curated record
AUGGCUGCCGAGGCAUCCUCUUCCACACCUUGGUGUUCUUAUCAUGUGUUCUUGAGUUUCGCUGAAGACACCUUUAAGACUCUUUCAGACACCUCUAUACGGCCUUGGUUGGUACAGUGCCUUGAUGAACUUGUGCUGAUCCUCGAGUGCCGGAGGGGCUUCAAACAUGUAAUUUUACCAGUUUUCUAUGGUAUAGAUCCAUCCCAUGUUAGGAAGCAAACUGGAAGUGUUGGUGAAGCAUUUUCCCGGCAUGAAGCUCAAUUUGGGGUGGAAAUUGAUGAAAGAAAAGGGAAACAUGGGAUGGAGAAGGUGGAAGGGUGGAGGACAGCACUCAGAGAAGUUGCAGAUCUCGGAGGUUUGGUCCUACAAAAUCAAGCUGAUGGGCAUGAGUCACAGUUUAUCCAGAUAAUUGUUCAAGAGAUUGCUAAUAAAUUGGAUCGUACAGUCUUGAGUGUCACUCCCUACCUAACAAGGAAGACAACCAUUACAAAAAUUAUUUAUAAUCGAAACUUUGAUAGAUUUGAAGGUAGCAGCUUUCUUGCAAAUGUUAGAGAAACUACGAAACAAUUCAAUGGUUUGGUUCGUUUACAAAGACAGCUUCUUUUUGAUAUUUUUAAGCGGAAAGUAGAAAAAACACACAAUGUUGAUGAGGGAAUCAUUAAGAUUAAAGAUGCUAUAAGCUGUAAAAAUGUUCUCGUCGUUCUAGAUGAUGUGGAUGAAUUCAACCAAGUACAUGCAACAUUUGGAAUGAGACACUGGUUUCAUCCUGCAAGUAAAAUUAUCAUUACAACUAGGCAUGACCGAUUGCUAAAGCCUCACGAAGUUUGUGAGGUAUCCAUGGUUAAGGAGUUUAAUGACGUUGAAGCGCUUCGUCUCUUCAGCUGGCAUGCCUUCGGACAAAACCAUCCUAUUGAAGCAUACAUGCAGCACGCAAAGAAGAUGACAUACCACUGUGGGGGGCUUCCUUUAGCUCUUGAAGUCAUAUCCAUAUCUAUAUCCAUAUCCAGAAUAUUAUGUGGAGGCAACACAAGCACAAACACAAAAACCUUGCUUACAUCACCAUCUAAAACAAGCAGUUGGUUUAGAAAAUUUCCAAAUGCUUAA